AUGAAAAACGAAAUAAUCAUCCUUUUUUUGCUGUUAAUAGCAAGGCCAUUACAAGCAGAAAAUGGUUUUCAACUUUUUGAUUAAAAGGGAGAUAUUUCUUUUGAGAAUGUUAAGGUUAAUCUAAAAAAAAUAUAAAAAAAAUAAAUAGAACCUUAAGAAUCUGUCAAAGAAGUUCCUAAAUAAUCAUAAACUGGAAAAUCAUAAAAAGAGUUAUUAGAGGAGUAAUUGCAAUAGAUAGAAAAAUAUAAACCUUCGAAUAUUACUGUUGAAGGAGGGAGAGUAUUCACACAAUCAUAGUAAAAUUAAUAAAAGGAAUUGGACGAAAAUUCAGAGGUUGAUGAAUAAACUGAGAGUUAUGAUGAAGAUGAAAUUGAUCAAGAGGAUGAGGUUCUUUUAGCAAUCUAAUAAAUAUCAGCGGAUGCUUAAUUAGAUGCGAUUGAGUUUAUUUUCAAAAAACGGCAGAUAGAUUAUUAAAGAAUGAAAAACCUAAUAGAAAUGAUUGAUCAAUAAGAAAUUAAUGUAAAAAUGAACUAGAUUUACGAACUCAGUUCCAAAUACUCAUUUUUAUAAGUGUUUUAAUAAGUUCUAAGUGAAUUACACAUUGAGUUCAUUUAAGAUAAGGAUGAAGAUACUAAUGAGGAUGAAUCAUUGGAAAGUAGCGAUAAUUCAGAUGAAUAAAGUGAUAAUGAUAUUGAUACAAAUUAAUUUAAUGAGUAAUAGACGGAUUUUACAUUCGAUGAUUUAAUUGAUUUCGAUGAUGAUGAGUUAUAGGAUGGCAAAUCUGAUGACUAAGAAGAAACCAGCCAAGAUUAAUAAGACGACUUUGAUUUUUAUGACGAUAACACUCCAGAGGAUCUGUAUAAUUAAGAUUUUGAAACUUUGGAGUUAGAUGAUUCCUAGUUCUAAAUUUAAAAUUCAUUUAUUACAGAUAGCUAGGUAAAUUAAUCAAUUACUGAAGAAGAAACUAAUAUUGAAGUAGAAGAAGAAGAACUGUUAACAGAAGAAGAGCAUGCGAUAAACUUUUUUGAAUUUUAGAAAUAAUAAUAGCAAAUAGAAGAGGAGUUAGUGUAUUCUGAAUUCGAAGAAUUGAUAGAAUAAAGCUAUUCUGAAGAGGAAGAAGAAGAGUUUCAUUCUAAUAUUUAAGAUAAUAUUUAGAAUUCGCAAGAACAAUCAGAUAACCAAGAAAGUUAUUAAUAACCACUAAAAGUUGAUAAUCCAAUUUUUCUAUAAAAAGUGGAAGACAUAAUCUUGAGUAAGGAAGAGUAGGAUUAAACAUAUAUUGAUGAAAAUAUACCUGUGGCAGUAUUAAAUUUUCAAGAAAAUGAUGAUGUCUCUGAAGUAAAAUUGUAAAAGGAGUUUGAAUUCAGCCCAAAGAAAUUUGAUAACUUCAAUAAGGAUUUAAGUUCAUUGUAAGCUUAAUUUAAUAUAUCAAAUGAAAAUUUAGAUCUGAUUAAUAAAAAAUAUGAGUAAAUGAACUCAAUCUUCAACUCAGAAACUAAAAAUGAAGAAAGCGAUCCACUUUAAAAAAAAGAAUAAUAAUAGGCACAAUUUAUUUAAAUAUCGUAAUAAACAGAAGAAAAUUAGGAAGAAUAAUCAACUAGUACUAAUGAUUAAGAAAAUACAAAUUAAAAUGAAGAAUCUAAACUUGAAUCAGAAGUUAGUAAUGAAAAUACAGAUAAAGUAGAAACAAUUGAUAAUAGGAUUCAAGAGAAUUCUAAAGAAAACCAAAAAUAAGCUGAUUAAGAACCUGAAGUAGAAAAAUAAAAAAAUGAUGAUUAAGUCUAAUAAGAAUAUAGAUCACCUUAAAAAUAAUAAAUUCCUUUGAGCAAACCUGCAUAGCCUCAUGAAUUGGAGUUUGAGAAACCACAGUAGAAAUAAGAAAAAUCAGAGGAAGAAAUUGCAUAAGAGAAAGAAAUGAAAGCUAGAGCUCGUUAUGCUAAGAGGUAUUAAGCUUUGGAUGUUGAAAAUGAGGAACAAAAAAAGAAAGAAUAAGAGGAAACUCACUAUGUAGAUGUUGACAAAAGCAUUGAUGACAUUUUUAUUAUUCAAUCUUUGGCUUCAACUAAAAAGAAUAAUGUAAUAGAAAUGAAGAACUUAAAUGAAGAACCAAAGUCAGAGCCAUUAUAAGAACCUAAUUAAGAAAAUGAUGCAAAAAUUGAAGUCUAUAAUUCUGUUACUUAAAAACAUUUGAGCAAGGCUAAUAAUUAAAAAACAUAGCAUUUUGUAGAGGCUUUUGUUCAGGAUAUGUCUUUAAAAUCAUAUACUUGUGAUCCAAGUUAUUAUGGUCCAAAUAAGGAGGCUCGUUAAUUUGCUUGUUAAUGCUCCUCCAAAAUUUUCUUAUUAGAUGAAGAAUCAUGGUAUUUGGCAGGUACCAUUUAAUAUUACAAAUAAUACGAAAAGCUAUUUGAAUAGAUUAAAAAAACUAUUCCAUUAGUUUUUGUUGGAACAUCUAAAGAUAAAGUUUGCUUCUCAUCAUAAAUGCACUAACCUGUAAUAUUAAAUGAUUUUUUAAGAGAAUUAUUUUUUAAGACCAAAAUUUAAAAUAAAUUUAUCUAAAUUCCAACAAUCAUUUCAAUGUCCUAUAUGUAAUUAGAGUACUCAGAUAAUUAAAUUCACAAUUUCAUGAUGGAAGCAGAAUCAAAUGAUGAAAUCAAACUUGCUUAUGGAUUUAAUGUUCGAUAAAUUUUAAUGAAAUUAGCUUAAGAAAAUCUUAACAUUUAAUAUGUUGGUUCAUUUUUAGUUCAUUAACAGCAAGUUCCAUUUAGAUUAACAAAUUAAUAUGGUUCAUUAAAAAUAGAUACAAUGGAGAUUACGGUGCAAUUACCACAAGAUGAAUUAAUUUGUCUACAAAUAUGUGAGUAAAUUUUGAGUGGUGAUGUUGCAUAACAAUUAAAAGCCUUUAUUAACUUUAAAAAAGGUUAAUAUUAAAUAACUGUUAAAGUAUUGAGUUCAAAUGAAAGCUUUGAAAUCUUUUAUAGCUUAAAAAGUUGA
Molecule: messenger RNA, 2991 nt
Organism: Paramecium tetraurelia
Lineage: Eukaryota; Ciliophora; Oligohymenophorea; Peniculida; Parameciidae
Exons: 2
Source: RefSeq, a predicted model, not a curated record